UUCUACCCGCAUCGGCCACCGCCGCCGCCAGAAUCUAUUCCGCCCACCUCGCCUCGUCGACGUCGUCUCGGGGUCUCGGCGCGCCGCCUGCGGGGAGCGAGGAGCAAGCGCCGCCGCGACAGCGAGCUCGUCCUUCCGAAGGCUAGCAGCAUCCGACAGCCAUGGCGAAGCAUCACCCCGAUCUGAUCAUGUGCCGGAAGCAGCCCGGCAUCGCCAUCGGCCGCCUGUGUGAGAAGUGCGACGGCAAGUGCGUCAUCUGCGACUCGUACGUGCGCCCCUGCACCCUCGUCCGCGUCUGCGACGAGUGCAACUACGGGUCGUUCCAGGGGAGGUGCGUCAUCUGCGGAGGGGUGGGCAUCUCGGACGCCUACUACUGCAAGGAGUGCACGCAGCAGGAGAAGGACCGCGACGGGUGCCCCAAGAUCGUGAACCUGGGGAGCGCCAAGACCGACCUCUUCUACGAGCGCAAGAAGUACGGUUUUAAGAAGCGAUAGACGAACAUGCUGGCACCAUUUGAUGGAUACCAAGAGUAGGCUGGCCGGACGAACAGCGCUGUACUGUAUUGGUGUUAUUAUGGUUUUGUACUGAUUGGAGAAUACAUCCCUGGUGAUUAUCUGUGAUUACUGCUUCUGAUGUAUGGUCUUAGCUCUUAAGUGAGUCUAGCUAGACUCUCAACUGGUUAUGCGGUGGUGAUAUGCGCCGUGACUGUUUGUUGUUGACUUGGAAUGUGGAUUGCGAUGA
Molecule: messenger RNA, 741 nt
Organism: Triticum dicoccoides
Lineage: Eukaryota; Viridiplantae; Streptophyta; Magnoliopsida; Poales; Poaceae
Product: PHD finger-like domain-containing protein 5A
Exons: 2
Coding region: 162-494 (110 amino acids)
Biological process (GO): mRNA splicing, via spliceosome
Source: RefSeq, a predicted model, not a curated record